AACACUGUUGCAUACCAUUACAGGGCUGCUAGAUAACAAACUGGGGCCUCAGAUGUCGGGCUCACAUUUCACUUUCAUUGACUGAGGGCCUCUCACUUUCAAACAUCCCCCCGCAAAGACCUGAUGGAGCUGAUCACACUGGUCCAAACUGGCUCUAGAGGAAUGUAAGAAGCUAAGAAAGAGGAAAAAAAUAGAAAGGGUACAUGGGUAGCAAGGGUAUAUUUUCAACGCUAUUGAUAAUGUGGACAUGGAAAGUAAUGCAACAGUUUGGUUUUAGAGCAAUUUGGAUGUUUUUGCUGCUGGCAGAGUCGGCUGCUCUCAUCUCAGGUAAGACGAUGGAUGAUUUUGGUCAUUCAGAAAAUGGGUUUUCAAUAGAAUGCGUUAAUCAAAUAGAAAUCAUCCACAUUCAAAUUAUUGCAUCAAACGAGGAGAUGAAAAGAAAACGAAUCACUUCAAUUCAAUUCAAUUCAAUUUUUGUGGGUUUAACAGAUCAAAUAUCUUCGAAUGCUGUAAUAACUCACCCACUUUUAUUCAUUGUGUUUUAACCUGGAUAUGUUUAUGAAUACUUUGUGUAAGAACCCUUUGAAGGGAGCGCCGACCUGCCCAUGCAGUCGGAGACGGACCUUGGCUGGUGCUCGGAGGGAACGUACGUCUCCUACCACGGCUGCUUGGAAUGCACAACAGGCCACUUUUGUCCUGGCAACGUGUCAGCACCUCACAAAUGCCCACCGGGAACAUUCAACUUCUACACAGGGAGGAGCAGCAUCGGUGACUGCAAGCCGUGUUCUCAUGGCCUGAUCAGCUCCGAGGACAGAGCGGACUGCAGGCCGUGUCCUGCUGGCUUCUCUUGUCACCCAGGCAACAGUACCCUGUCUGCCUGCCCUAAAGGACAGCAUUCCCCAGAAGGGGUGGUUCUUUGUUUGGCCUGCCCCAUAGGCUCUGUGUGCCCGUCUGGACACCCUCAGAAGUGUGACCCGGGGGGGGAGCCCGACUCGGAGCGGACCGGUUGCGUCGACUGUCCCCCUGGCUUCUACUCCACCCCCUGCACCGUCCGUUGUGUCAAGUGCCCCUCCGGCCCUCUGCCACCGCUGUAA
Molecule: messenger RNA, 1094 nt
Organism: Gadus chalcogrammus (walleye pollock)
Lineage: Eukaryota; Metazoa; Chordata; Actinopteri; Gadiformes; Gadidae
Product: signal peptide, CUB and EGF-like domain-containing protein 2
Exons: 5
Coding region: 606-1094 (162 amino acids)
Source: RefSeq, a predicted model, not a curated record